AUGAACGUUCCGAUCGCAUCAUGCUUCCAGCAAAGGGUCGCGGGAAUACAAAACAUUUUGUGCUUAUGCACAGUAGAUUUUACUCGUGUAUUGGUGUCCUGUUUGGGCACCACGGAUCUAUUUCUAUUGGAUGUUGGUAGCAACGCCAUCGAAAUGGAUUAUAUUUAUGUGGUCAAUUUAGGAGCGCCAGCAACCAAAUUAAGGCAUGUUUUGUCAAUGGAUGUGACGUUUGUUUUAAGUAAUGGUGUGCUUUAUUCGGCUACCUUGAGGAAAAAAGCAAUGAAUUCUCCUCAAGAAAUAUUUACAUUGAGCGAGGGAAUAGUUACAGACUUUGAUAUUGUUAUUUUGAAGGAAGGUGCGUGUAUUUCCAUAUUGGAAGCACCUGAAAUAUCCGUGUUUUUUUACACGAGAAAUGGCAAAUUUUUGCUUAGCCGAUUUAACGCAGGAAAUAUUAGUUCAUGUAACUGGGUAACAACGGAUUGUUUGUGUUGCUCAGGAGAAGGUAUUUUACAUAUUUACGGUGCUGAUGGUUCAUACAUGCAUCGUUUGGGUUCACAGACAGCACCAGCACGCUGUGCGAUUCCCCUAUUUGAGUGUUUUUCUUCAAAUGAUAAGUCAUCGUGCGCCAAUAAAAAGAACGCUUUUGCUGUUCUUUUUGAAAACAGUGAGUUGUACUUUGCGUAUUAUUUUACUUUGUUUUCUCAGGUUGGCGAUGUCUUUACGGGAACUUUUAGAUUUCCAAUUUUUAGUAGCUCAUUGCCCACGUGUAUUUUUUCUGUUGGACCAUGGAUUUGUGUUAGCAGUUCAUUUGGCUUGGAGUUCUAUGAUCAUAAAACUGGUUCUUAUGCUCAAUCAGCAUUGGAGAAUGAAUCUUCUGCUAGUUACUCUUUUGCAAAUAUUUCUUUUGAUGCUACCCUUGUUCCAAGCGAUAUUCUUUACUCAAGAUCGCGAAUUGGUGUAGUUGUUACGAAAAAUGCUCUUUAUGUAUUGUGUUUGCGAUCAAUUUUAGACAUUGUUGAUGAAUUGAAAGAUGAUGCCGCGUUUCACACAGUUUUGUUGGAAAGUUUAAAGAGUUUUGGUGAAUCCGUUCGGGCGACAAACAUUACGCGGUCCUACUGUCGAUGUGAUACCAUAUCGAGUUUAAGUAUUUUGUUUUCGGAUUACGGUUCAAUUUUGGCAAAAUUUCGUAUUUCCCUAUGGGAAUUUAAAUCUCAAAACAGUGAUGUGGGUGAAAGUAAGAAACAGGGUUUAUCAUGUGCCAUUUGUGGUUUGGAAAGCUUUUUUGGUUUGAACUUUUAUAACUGUGCGUUGUGUCACCUGGUUGUGUGUCGAAAAUGCUCAUUUUUGCGAAAUUUGCGUCUGUAUGGGUAUUUCACUAUGAGCGGAAAAGGUGUUCUUUGCGCUCACUGCGAUGGAGGAUGCGAUCUUAACUUGUAUCGAUUGUUUAUGUCUCGUCGAUAUAAUCAAAUUCUUCAUUACAUGGAAGAGUAUCCGGAAAGAUGUUACAAACUAUCUCUUUCUGAAGUCAUUCCUUCCGUUCUUCUUCAAUGUUUUGGGGAGAGAAAAUUUGAUCUUUGCGCGGAAUUGAUUGAAAAAUACAUUCCCAAAAAUGAUAGUCUUUGGGACCAAUGGGUAGUUCGAUUCAGUGUACAGAACCAGAUUGAGUGUCUAGCUCGUGUUCAUAACCCUAACCGUACCGAUCAAGCUAUAAAUACAGGUCUUUUACUCCAACUUGUGAAAAGUGUCAGUUAUGAGUUGUAUGUGCUUUUACAACAGUGGCCUGGUAAUUCAUAUAGUGCGGAAAUGGUUUUACAUGGUAUUCUCUCGCGUCUUUCAUACAAGAAGCAGGAAGCUUAUGAUUUGCAGGAAUCGUGCCAAUGUGGUCCUUUAAAUUCAUUAGAAUGGCAGAAUGCUGUAAGCGAGAUUUAUUUCGAUGAUGAUAUAUAUCAAUUGCUCCGGGCUUAUCUUUACAUUUGUUUUCAAAAUGAAAAACAUUUGGAUGCUGCAAAGGGUUAUAUGGAGUAUUUUGUCAUGAUGCUUCCUUUGACAAAAGAACAACGUCAGCGAAGUUAUGAAGUUUUUGAAGACAGUAUCUUGCGUGGAGAAUCUUUAAGUGAAUUUCCACCAUCAGAUCUCAUUAAUUUAUGGGAUUUAUUGACAAGCCAUGGUAUUCUUGAAGAAUUUAUUUGGUUGAAAGAUUCUGGUGGUAAGACUCUUUUUUUGAUUCCGCUUCUUACUCAUUAUCGUGAAGAAUUUGUUCGAUAUUUGAUUGAUUCUGUUCAUACCGAUCUUCUUGAAGAUAUAUUACAGUCUACCGUUUAUGAGUUGAAAGAUCAGCCUGUAUUACUUUUAAAUGUACUGGAUUCCAUUACGAGAAUUUCUCCUUUGGCAACACGUUCUUAUCAUUCGCUUAUGACGGAGCUUUACUUGGAGCAUGCCCCAGAGAAAUUAUUAUCUUUUAUUCAACAUCCUCAGGUGGGUGGAUUAAAUUUGAAAAAACUUGCCAGAAUUGUUGAAAAUCGAAAGAUGUUUCGAGAACUUGUUUAUCUUGUUGGAAAAACUGGUAAUGAUAUGGAGGCCAUUCGCAUGGCUAUUCGAUGUAUGAAGAGUGUUCCACUUGCGAUGGAAUACAUUAAGGAUCACCCUGAUGAUACUCGGCUUUGGGACUUGGUUAUGACGAAUGUGGUUCAAUCUCCUGUUCUUAUAGCUGAUUUUUUGGAAGCGGCUGGUGACCUUGUGGAUAUGAAGGCAUUUUUGCAGUCCAUUCCCACUCCAAAUCGUCUCAAUAUUUUUCAUGGAGGGCCGCGUUUAAAGAAAGUGCUUCAGGGUAAAUCGUGCUUUGAACGCAUUGCGAGGUCCUCUGUAGAUUCUAUCUCCGUAGAUAAUUACGUUUCACUUGUCCGAUUGAGACAGCAAAAUUGCAGGGGGGCGCGUUGUAUACCAGGGGAUUUAUGCAGUUUAUGUGGUCAAUUAAUUUUGGGGGAAUACAUGGUAACUAGCUCUGGAGCAGCGUUUCACUCUGGUUGUACUCCUCCUUUGUCUUUGCAAUACAAAAAACAUGAAAACAAGAUAAAUCAUCAGUAUGGAAGGCCCAGCAAGAAUCGUCGAGAUGUCUCCAAAAUGGAUUACAUUGAGUAUCAUACUAAUAGGUCUCUAUGCACCUCUAAUCCAGUUAAAUUAUUACCAGAAAAGGAAGUUUAUCGAAUUCUUUCAUUUUUGUCUCCAAAUGAACGAGAGGUUUUUCGGGACGUGAGUCGUGAAUUCCGAAAGGUCGUUAAAUCUUUUCAUAUCUUUGCCAAGAGAGAAGACGAUAAUCUAUUUGGUCGUUAUUAUGCUCGAUUGGAAACUGUUGGGGAGAAUAAUUGCCGGUGUACUUUGCAGUUGGGAAGGGUGCCCAUAUUUAAGUCCCUAAGAGGCGCACAACGUUAUCGUGUCGAUACUGUUAAAUUAUAG
Trypanosoma cruzi is the source of this 3453-nucleotide messenger RNA. RefSeq lists its product as uncharacterized. The transcript has a single exon. Lineage: Eukaryota; Euglenozoa; Kinetoplastea; Trypanosomatida; Trypanosomatidae. The coding region runs from base 1 to 3453 and encodes 1150 amino acids. The record is from RefSeq and is a predicted model, not a curated record. Gene Ontology annotation, biological process: endosomal vesicle fusion; vesicle-mediated transport; cellular response to starvation. Gene Ontology annotation, molecular function: protein binding. Gene Ontology annotation, cellular component: HOPS complex; late endosome.